AUGAAUAAGAAAGAAUCCAUUUUUAUUUAGGAAAUACCUUCAUAAAGAGUCAAAACUUGUGAGCCCUCAUAGAAUAGAUAUGCUGAAACUUAAAAAUGUAAAUACCCAUCCCAUCCUAUAAAAGAGAAUAAAAAGAUUAAAUUUUUAGAUCCACCUGGAUAGCAAGGUAGGCCUGAAUUAGAUUUCCAAAAGUUGAUUUCAGAAAAAUUAAUCAAAUAUCGAGAAAACAUAAAGAACCCUGAGAUUAAUUAUGACAUUCAACACUAUGAUCACAAAAAGUAAAAACUAUAAAAUUAGAAAAUGAAUGAGCAAGAGGAUCUUCAAUUUCCAAAAUUAGUUUCUAUAUCAUUGAAUAAAUUCCCUGAAGAAUUCGAAAAGUCAAUAUAAUCAAAUUUUGAUGAAAUACUAGAAUCUAAUAAACUUAUUAUGAAAAUAAGUUUUGAUAAAAUUGAAAUUUAUGAUAAGGAUGGAAACCUAAAGGAAAUCAAGAAGUCUUUCCCCUUCUCAAGUAAGCAUUAAUCCAAAGACAUUAUGUACAAUGCCAUUUUUAGAUCAAAGGAUUUUCUAAUUUUAAAAUCAACAGGAAUGUGGCUUACUAGUAAUAUUGUUGAUUCUUAUGCCAACUAUUUAAGGCUUGCUGAUGAGCAAAAAUAUUUUACUUCAGAAGUCGAAGUUAGGAAGAAACAUAGGAGAACAUACAUUUUUUGCUCUGAUUACAUAACAAAUUGCUCAAUAAACACUGAAUUUAAUAAGGAAAAAUGGUUAACGUUAUUUUAUGAAUAACUUAGUAAUUUUGAGUCAAUUUAAUAUUAAUUUUGGAAGAUUUAUCAGAAUAUAAUUUUUGUGGUAAACCAAAAUUUUCAUUGGUUUUGUGCUAAAUUGGAUUUGGAAGAAUCUAUAAUCGAAAUUUAUGAUUCUCUUUAUUCAAAUCCAGAAAAAUAUGAAAGGCUCAUACUAUUAUUUUAAACAAUUUUCAGUGAGGUGAUGUCAACAAUUCCGAUAUUUAAGAUUAAAAUAAUAAGAGAAUUUCCUCGGCAAUCAGAUUACAAUUCAUGUGGUUAUUUCUCUUGUAUAGCACUGAACUAUUUGACUGAGAAGUAAUUUAAUACGGAACAGUAAGUAGAAGAAAAAUAAGGAUAGAAAUAUAUUAGUAAGCAAGAGAUGAAGAAAAUUUUAAGAGAAUUACUUAUUGAAGAUCAGAAUAGUUGA
Messenger RNA from Paramecium tetraurelia, 1209 nucleotides. RefSeq lists its product as uncharacterized. The transcript has a single exon. Lineage: Eukaryota; Ciliophora; Oligohymenophorea; Peniculida; Parameciidae. Gene Ontology annotation, biological process: protein desumoylation. The record is from RefSeq and is a predicted model, not a curated record. Gene Ontology annotation, cellular component: nucleus. Gene Ontology annotation, molecular function: deSUMOylase activity.